Messenger RNA from Fusarium verticillioides 7600, 210 nucleotides. RefSeq lists its product as hypothetical. Lineage: Eukaryota; Fungi; Ascomycota; Sordariomycetes; Hypocreales; Nectriaceae. The record is from RefSeq and is a predicted model, not a curated record. Bases 1 to 210 code for a protein of 69 amino acids. The transcript has a single exon.
AUGGGUACAGAGUGGGACGAGUUGAUGAAGUGGAUGAGUCGGUUCAAGUGGCGUAAGCAUCAUCGAAAGAUCAGGCUUGAGGAGAAUGAUGCUGUAGAUGAUGUUAAGCGAAAACCUGACGACAAGACACAACCACAAUGCGAAAUUGGUCCUGAGAUUACCAUGAUUGUACGGACAAAUGAUAAUCAACAAAUAGAAAGUCAGGUGUGA